AUGGGCGGUGCGGUGGACGUAAAAGGCAACGUGUUCAUCGACGGCCGCACCGACGGCAGCGCGGAGUGGAACAUCUUCUGGGAUCCGCCGGCAGCGAAGACGGUGCUCACCUGCCCGCACCUCAAGACCGUCGUCUUCUCCCUCGACUCCACCAACUCCGUGCCCGUGACGUCGGCCGUGGUGCAGAAGUUCGGUGCCCAAAACGAAUAUCUGCUCUCACAGUUCGUAGGUGCGACGUGGGCCAGCUGCACCCACGUGGUGUUGAUGCGGCCGGAUGACGGCUACUACGCCUGGGACGUGCUGACGGCGGCGUACGCGGUUGACAAGUCGCUCGCCGAGGUGGAGCCGGUAGCGCUGGAGGUGGUGGUGGAGGCGAACCAUCCGAUUGAGGGCCGCACAAAGCGCCUGCCUGCCGGGGCGGUCUCGGGCAACACGGUCAUGGCCAAAAACACCAAGGCCGACUUCUUCUAUCAAAUGGUGCUGAACAGCACGCGCCGCUGUUUGCCCAAGUAA
This is a messenger RNA of Leptomonas pyrrhocoris, 513 nucleotides long. RefSeq names its product unspecified product. Gene Ontology annotation, biological process: purine nucleoside catabolic process. The record is from RefSeq and is a predicted model, not a curated record. The coding region runs from base 1 to 513 and encodes 170 amino acids. Gene Ontology annotation, cellular component: cytosol. NCBI's taxonomy places the organism in Eukaryota, Euglenozoa, Kinetoplastea, Trypanosomatida, Trypanosomatidae. The transcript has a single exon. Gene Ontology annotation, molecular function: purine nucleosidase activity.